Messenger RNA from Drosophila ficusphila, 1542 nucleotides. RefSeq names its product tubulin alpha chain. Gene Ontology annotation, cellular component: microtubule; cytoplasm. The coding region runs from base 86 to 1441 and encodes 451 amino acids. Gene Ontology annotation, biological process: mitotic cell cycle; microtubule cytoskeleton organization. Gene Ontology annotation, molecular function: structural constituent of cytoskeleton; GTP binding. NCBI's taxonomy places the organism in Eukaryota, Metazoa, Arthropoda, Insecta, Diptera, Drosophilidae. The transcript is spliced from 3 exons. The record is from RefSeq and is a predicted model, not a curated record.
UUAGAUUGUCAAUCAAAAUUUGGAUUACUUUCGAAAAUCGUUUCUACAAAUUAAGAAAAUUAAUGGUUGAAAAGAGGAAUGAUAUAUGUCCGGAAAGGGGGAGAUCAUCCAGAUUCACAUUGGCCAGGCCGGUGUGCAGAUAGCCAAUGCCUGUUGGGAGCUAUUCUGCCUGGAGCAUAAUAUUCUGGCCAAUGGAAGACUUACGCAAGGAUCAUUAGACGAAGCAUUUCUCACAUUCUUCGAGUUCACGAGCAGUAAACCAUGUGUGCAGCCCCGACUAGUUAUGAUCGACGCGGAACCCAAUGUUAUAGAUGAAAUCCGUGUUGGCGCCUAUCGCAAUCUCUUCCAUCCGGAUACUUUAAUCUCGGGCAAGGAUGACAGUGGCAGCAACUUUGCCCGGGGUUACAACCUAAUGGCCAGCGAGUUACUCGAUCGCUCCAUGAAUGCCAUUCGUCGCGUGGCUGAUCGCUGCAGGAAUCUCAGGGGUUUCCUUGUCUUCCGGGCAAUUGGAGGGGGAACUGGCUCUGGUUUGGGCACCCGCAUAAUGGAGAGACUCGUCGAAGACUUUGGCAAGAAGACCGUUGUAGAGUUUCUGGUUUAUCCAUCGCCUUCGAUAUCUCCUGUUAUUGUGGAACCUUAUAAUGCCCUGCUUGCUGCUCAUUUCUCCAUGGACUGCACCGAUGUCUCGUUCAUUGUGGACAACGAAGCGCUGUACGACAUCUGUGCAAAUACCCUAAAUGUUCCUGCUCCCACAUACACGAAUCUGAAUCGAAUCACUGCACAGGUGGUGUCCGGUUUCACGGCAUCUCAACGAUUUGGCGGCGGAUCGACCGUGAGUUUUCAGGAGCUGCAAACGAACUUAGUGCCAUAUCCGCGAAUCCACUACCCACUGAUAAACUACGCACCACUGGUUCCCAUUUCGCACUCCCAAUUCGUGGACAUGUCGACGGCCCAGCUUACGGGUCAGUGUUUUCAGAUGAGCAACCAGAUGGUGAGGUGCAAUCCAUCGCACGGCAAGUACAUGGCCAGUGUGCUUCUGUACCGCGGCGAUAUUGCACCCAACGAGAUCAACACGGCGCUGGAGAACAUCAAGCGGAACAGGUCUUUCAGAUUCGUGGACUGGUCGCCCUCGGGCUUCAAGAUCGGCGUGAGCCCCAUGCCGCCGUGUUAUGUUCCCGGCGGUGAUCUGGCGCCCACCAAUCGCGCCUGCGUGGCCAUCUCGAACAACACGAACAUCCGGAUCGCCUGGUGCCGCCUGGUCAACAAGUUCGACAAGCUCUACCAACGGCGGGCCUUCGUCUAUCACUACGUGGGCGAAGGACUCGAGGAGGGCAACUUCAACGAGGCCUCCGAGAAUAUAUGCCAGCUGGUGCACGAUUACCUCGAGGUGGAUGCGUCCGCUCCUGUAUCGCGUAGGGACUCCGAUCCGGGUGAAGACUGAAGCUCCUUAGGAAGGUGGUUCUUUCAACAUUCAUACUACCAUUUUCUCCUUUUUAUCGUAACAAAAAGAACAUAAUAAAUUCGCUGUUUUAAAUUCAAAAA